AUGUCAUACUCAUUACUCAGCAAGAACAUAAAAUACUACUGGGCAAUAGUCUACUCCCCAUCCCCACAGCAUUUUGAUAAUCUGACUUCAUUCAGAAUUCAGUUCAGUAAGCCCAUUACUUUCCUAAAAACGUAUGUGGUCGGGGCCCUUGCAUGCCCCAAUAACAGAACUCAACCGUGCGGCCUCUUACAGCAGCGUCAGACAGCGCUAGUGUACAAGUUGAACAAGGAUGUCGACAACCUGCUGUUUCCAUUAAUCCUGCUCCGACCAUUUCGGCCAGGUUCCUCGUUAUCUUCCCUUCCCAAGGUCAGGGAUAGCUAUUCUAUUGGCAAAGAUCCCAACUUUAACGCUAAGCUAGCAGUGUUUCCACAUUGCGAAAUUCGCCUAAGUAAAUAUUAUCUACGCUACACUAAACUGGGAAGCUAUAUAUGCCGACUUUAG
Trichoderma atroviride IMI 206040 is the source of this 441-nucleotide messenger RNA. The record is from RefSeq and is a predicted model, not a curated record. NCBI's taxonomy places the organism in Eukaryota, Fungi, Ascomycota, Sordariomycetes, Hypocreales, Hypocreaceae.